Molecule: messenger RNA, 846 nt
Organism: Galleria mellonella (greater wax moth)
Lineage: Eukaryota; Metazoa; Arthropoda; Insecta; Lepidoptera; Pyralidae
Product: tetratricopeptide repeat protein 12
Exons: 3
Coding region: 1-732 (243 amino acids)
Molecular function (GO): protein binding
Source: RefSeq, a predicted model, not a curated record
AUGAGCCUUAACAACGUACUGUCCAACCCAGCCUUGAAAGAUCAUAAACAAAUGGAGUUAAAUGAAGAAUGGAACAACUUCAUGAAAAGAAUUGGCGACGUCUCCAAUAUAGUAAAGGAUCUUGCAAGUGGUGACAAAGAGAGGGCUGAGGCAGCGAAAACUCGGGCAGACCAAUAUCUCGAAGGAAAAGUAAUCACUGACGACGGUAUACAAUUAAAAGUGAAGGACGAUCGUACAGUAAUAAAUAAAAAAGCUUUCCAAUAUGUUGAAAACAAAGAUGCGAAUGAAAUCGACAAAGACGCGUGGAUGGCCGAGGUGAGCAAGGACGCUGAAAAACGAGCUCUGGACAGGAAAAUCCGCCGUGAAAAAGCCGACACAUUAAACACUCAAGCUAUAAAAGCCUUCCGUAGGGGCGAAUACGACAGAGCUCUCUCUUGCUACAACCGUGCUAUAGAGCAAGUCAGAGAUAAUCCUAUGCUGUACUGCGAUCGAGCUCUAACUAACAUCAAGUUGGGAAAUUUUCAAAAGGUAUUCGCUGAUUGCGAUUUAGCCUUGCGUCUUAAUGAGAAGAGCUUUAAAGCCCGCUUGUAUAAGGCAAAGGCACAUAAGGAACUGGACGAGAUGGAAGAAAUGGAACAUUACAAAAAGGAAUUAGAGGAAACAUUCCCCCAACACCAGGACCUUAUUGAAUACUUUCUCAAUAAGAAACAGGAAAUUGAGGAGGAUAAUUAAUCAGUAUUCGGUACAAAAUAAUGUCCGUUUCAGAGAUUGUUUUUAAUUAUACUUAGGUAAUUGAUAUUAAAUGGAUUACAGGGCUUUUGUGAAAAUUAGGUAAUUAUACUUAUC